Didymodactylos carnosus is the source of this 663-nucleotide messenger RNA. NCBI's taxonomy places the organism in Eukaryota, Metazoa, Rotifera, Eurotatoria, Philodinida, Philodinidae. The record is from the annotation of a GenBank genome assembly.
AUGGCUUAUCCACAUUUAUCCGACGUUCAACUAUGUAAAAAUAAUUGUGGAUUUUUUAGUUCAACAAAAUUUGAUGGUCUAUGUUCGAAAUGUUUUGUCAAUAAAAUUUAUCGUGAAAAAAUUGAAACACAAACGAUUGUUGACGGAUUAAAUAGUAUAGAUGAUAAAACUAUUGUAGAAAUUCAAUCAAUCAAUGUUAGUAAUGCGAGUAAUUCAUCAUUAAAGAUGUUAUCGGAAGAUCAGACAGCAAGUUUAGAAUUAGUAAAUCAAAAUCUAAUAUCAAUUGAUAGAACAACUAUUCCAUUUUCUACAAUGAAUAAAUCUCCAUUAUCGAAUCCGACAGUGUCAGAUGUGAAAAAUAUUUUCAAAAAAAGUAGAACAUUAUUACCAUUAUUGAAUAAAUCGAAUGAUAGUUUGAAAUCAAUGAAAAUAGGAGAUGAAUUAUUCAGUUCUUUUAAAAAACCAGCAAAAUUAAAAUGUGAUAAUUGUACAAAGCGUGCCGGUGUAUUAGGUUACUUAUGUCAUUGUGGUAAACGUCUUUGUACAAAAUGUCGAUAUUCAAACGAGCAUAGAUGUCAAUUUGAUUAUAAAGAAACUGGUCGUAAAGAAUUAUUAAAACAAAAUCCAAAAGUGGAAGCGGAUCGAAUUAACAAUCGUCUGUAG